AUGUGGCAAGCUUCCAAUGACAUUAAAAUGACUAUUAUGUCCAUUCUAUUAAUUCCGACCCGCAUAAGUCUGUGGCUGUUGUCUUUACUGUACUGGAUUAUUGUGUAUGGCACGGCUGCUCUAACGGCCUGCCUGGUCCUUAUCCGUAUUGCAUGGAGAGGACUUAGGGAUCCACAUGGGACUUUUCGGUGGACUGUCCGCAAAAAGAUGCCCGUUUGUCUUCGGGAUCCCACUCUUGGCAAACACGGCUUUCUUUGGGGAAGGAGCUCUGGCCUCAGAUUCCACUAUGUAAUCAAGGGUGACAGCAAAAAUCCCCUGAUGCUCUUUCUUCAUGGAUUUCCAGAAAAUUGGUACUCGUGGCGUUACCAGCUAAGAGAGUUUAGCAAGCAGUACCACACAGUGGCGCUGGAUCUUCGUGGCUGUGGACUCUCUGAUGCUCCCAGUCGAUUGGAGGAUUACUCCCUGGAAAAGCUUUUGUAUGACAUAAGGGACGCAAUCGAUGAGUUAGGUCACACGAGUUGUGUGCUAGUGGGCCAUGAUUGGGGGGGUAUGCUCGCCUGGCACUUUACCUUGGACAGGCCAGACAUGGUGCAGCGCCUGGUCAUCAUGAACGCACCCCACCCCGCCUCUUGGCUAGAUGCGGUAUUAAGGAGGCCCUCUCAAGUCCUGCGGUCUGGCCAUGCUUGUUUUUUUCAGCUGCCCGUGCUGCCUGAGAUUGCACUUUCUCUAGAAGAUUUUAAGUUUGUGCGUAGUCUGCUUUGCGGUGGCCGUGUCGGAAUUCGAAACAAGGCGAGGAAACUUACCGAAUCUGAGCUGGAGGGCUAUCUGUACCGACUGUCCCAGCCAGGGGGACUCACCGGUCCCCUCAACUACUAUCGCUCCUUCCUUAAUAAUACUCUGUACAAGCACCAGGAUGUUGGGGUGACCUCCAUGGUAAUAUGGGGUGAAGCAGAUGCCAUGGUGGUGGAGGGAAUGUCUGGGGGGACGCGGCCCUAUGUCCGGGGUCCUGUUGUCAUUCAUACCAUCCCUGACUGUAGUCACUGGGUCCAACAGGAUCAACCUGAGACAGUCAACAAACUAAUGUGGGACUUUCUGCUCGACAGGGAUGUUUUGUCAAAUCUCCAUGUCGAGACAGGUUGA
Molecule: messenger RNA, 1140 nt
Organism: Chanos chanos (milkfish)
Lineage: Eukaryota; Metazoa; Chordata; Actinopteri; Gonorynchiformes; Chanidae
Product: epoxide hydrolase 3
Exons: 8
Coding region: 1-1140 (379 amino acids)
Molecular function (GO): catalytic activity
Source: RefSeq, a predicted model, not a curated record